This is a messenger RNA of Moneuplotes crassus, 1966 nucleotides long. The record is from the annotation of a GenBank genome assembly. NCBI's taxonomy places the organism in Eukaryota, Ciliophora, Spirotrichea, Euplotida, Euplotidae.
UGUCAGAUUAUUACAUUAAUAAUUCAGAAGAUUCUGGCAGGGAGUUCCAAAUUGAACCUCUAUCAAUUAAACAGCUUACUACCUAAAAAGCAAGGAUCCGUACAUAUUUACCAGUCGAGGACAACUGAGGACACCGGUUCAUUUAAAAAUAUUAAUUAUCAUUCCAAGAUUAAUGACAAUUUGAGAGAAAAAUAUACCACAACUACUGAGUUCUACAAUGCCAAGGUGGUGCAUGACAUUAUGUAUAAUGAGAGUGUCCAAAUUGUGUCCAUUUUCAAGGACUACCUAAUUCUAGACGAUUUAACAGAAUUCUUCAAACGUCCAUAUUCUAAAGAGGAAGCGCAUCAGAAGUUACCUAGGAUGAUCAAGUUCUAUGACUCUUACUCUAAAAUAAUUCCUAAUUAUGCUGUCUUGCCUGAGAAUCAGCACCUGUUUAAAAAUAUUGCAAAGAAACAGAAGGCUGCAGAAGAAAAACACAGGUAUUUAAUGUACAAAAAGACACAGAAAAAGCCCUCUGAAGAAGAGCAUGCCCGGAUGAUGAAUUCGAUUAUGUCUGAAGAGAAGCUCUUCGAUCCCAAAUUUAUCGAGGAAGUUAAGCUACAGAAGUACUUACCUGACAGAAAGGAUUAUAAGCAGAUGAAAUUGUCCAGAAUUCUUGACUCUUUUCUGCAAAGUUCCUCUAUCAUGUUAUCAAAGAGCCUUCACUCAACCUUCAAGGACACAAAUACCAGUAUAUUUUCAAGAAUAAGUGAGAGUAUAAAUAUGAUCCCGCCAGAUACAUUGGAGCGGUUGAAGAAAAAGCCUGAGUUUUGAUUCACUGCAGAUGUGCUUAACCAAAAAGCUAAGAACAAGCUCAUCACCGAUCAUGACACUGGCAAAGCCAUCGCAUUCCGAAUAACUAGAGCUCUCUUUGCCCAAAAGAGGAAGGAAGCCGCCAAGCAAAAGGAAGAAGGAAAGAAAGAAGCAAAGAGAAAAAUGAUUGAUAAGAAAAUUAUUCUAAAAAGCACCAAAGAAAAGUUUUCAAAUAAAGCUUCCAAGAGGAUUUCAAUUGAUGAUCGAAACCGACCAGAAAUACAGCUUUGAAGCAAUAAAGACAAAUGUGAGAAGGAUAAGAAGGAAUAUGAGAAAUCCAAGAUUGACUCAACCCACUUACCUCCAACACUUCCUCAUGGAAAUAUUAGCCGUUUGAACUUAAGGACUAAGAGUAAUUUCUCUAAUAUUAUCAUGCCUUCUCAAAUGAAAAGCAGGAGAGCUAGUAAGCUAAAGAUAUCACUGAAAUCACCAAUGAAUAUGGAUGAUAGAAUAAGGAGUUCAACACCUCAAUCAAGUAUUCUAGACUCGAAGAAUUACACCAAGCUUAGUGAAAAGACUAAGCAUGUAUUGUUUGGAAAGAGGUCCACUUCUAAACAAUCGCGGAAGCGGCCUAAGACUAAAAUCUGCUUUAAUGACAAGAGGGAUAAUUCUCGUAUUUCGAAGAAUAAGCGGAGCUCGAGUAAUCACUUUUCUAGGAGUACUUCUAUCAGAAAGAAAAGGAAGGAUAUGCAAAGUAGAUAUAACAUCAAUUCAACGCUUUUUAAAUCAGUGGAUAUGAAGAAAAAUAAUAAUUUAUAUGAAGUAAAUCGAGGUUUGAGCAAUAGCCUUUCUAAAUUCGACUCUACAACAUUGUCGUUAAUGCAUUCUGGUCAUAAGACCUCUCUAGCAAUGUAUGAUUACCCAAAUAUGGUACGUAGCAGUAAGAUCGACUCAAAGAAAUCCUUAUUCACAUCUUCCCAAAAGAGCAAAAAUCUGAAAUCCUGAUCAAAGACCAAGAAUUUUAAGUUGUUCAAAAAACGGAAUUUGAAUAGUAAGAUCUCUAAGGAGCUGAAGUUAACGGAAAUGAGUAGAUUUUCGCCUAAUAAAUCAAGACUGAUUGCUCAUAAGAAGCAUACGUCAAUGUGUUAAUUGUUAAUUAAUCCAAUUUAUGAAA